CGUGGAGCCCAGAGGAAGAUAGUACUGAGAUGGGUGUCCCGACCUUGAGCAAGGCGUCCGUCUUCCGCUUCGCGCGGCAGCCGCGCCACCACGGCGUCAAGACGCGCCUGCUCCGGAGUCGCUCCAAGACGCUCAUGCUGGGCGGCCAGAGCACGGCCGAGACGGCGCAGUACGCGUCGUGCAACCCGAAUGGCGACGAGACAUCAUCGAAUAGUCUCAAGCCGCUCAAGCUCAAAGACAUGUCCACCGACGAUCUCUUGCGGCACGCCGAGCAGCUCGAUAUGCACCUCGCCAAGAUCUACAUCGAGAGCCAGAAGACCAAGGCGCUCGCACCGAUCGUGACCAAGUCGAUUGGCCUUCCGCAGCAGCUCUGGGAAGACGCCGGCGUCGCGCCGCCGUACCACAGCGCGGCCGAGUUCCAGGACCUCCGGUACACGGCCGUGCGCACGGCCGACCCGAUCGCGUUCUCGGCCGAUGGCUACAGCCUCCGCGUGCACACGCUCGGAAAAUCCAUCAAGGUCUUCAUCACGGUCACCAUGUACAACGAGCCCGCGUCGCAGCUCCAAGCGACGCUCACGGGCCUCGCCGGUGGCAUCGACUACCUCUGCCACCAGUACGGGUACGACUUUUGGCAAGAAGUCGCUGUCGUCGUCGUCGCCGACGGCCGGUCCAAGACGCACCACAGCGUCCUCCCGUACCUCGAGAGCUUUGGGGCGUUCGAGAAAAAUCUCCUCGCGCAAGCGAUCGCUGCCUCCAAGGACACGCACCUCAUCUUUGCGCUCAAAGAGCACAACGCCGGAAAGCUCCACUCGCACCUUUGGUUCUUCAACGCGUUUUCGGAGCAAGUCGACCCGACGUACACCGCGCUUGUCGACGUCGGCACGGUCCCCGCCGAGUCGUCCGUGUACCGCCUCAUCCGCAGCAUGGAGCGCAAUCCGCAGAUCGGCGGGGUCGCCGGCGAGAUCGCGGUCGAUGAUCCCGACUUCUUCAACCCCGUGAUUGCAGCGCAGCAUUUCGAAUACAAGAUCGCCAACAUCAUGGAUGCGUCAUUGCAGUCGGUCUUUGGCUUCAUCGGCGUCCUCCCCGGUGCCUUCUCCGCGUACCGGUACGAGGCCAUUCGCCCGAUCAACGGUGUCGGCCCGCUCGCCGAGUACUUUAAGAGCCUCACCGCGUCCAAGAAGGAGCUCGGGCUCUGCGUCGGCAACAUGUAUCUGGCCGAAGAUCGCAUCCUGUGCUUCGAGAUCCUCGCGCGUAAAAAUUGCGACUGGACGAUGCACUACGUCAAGGACGCGAUCGCGCACACGGACGUGCCCGAGACGCUCGUGGACUUGAUCAAGCAGCGCCGGCGCUGGCUCAACGGGUCCUUCUUCGCAGGCCUCUUUGCGAUCUGGAACUUUGGCCGCGUCUGGACUCAAAGCGCGCACAGCUUGCCGCGCAAGUGUGCGUUCAGCCUCCAGUUCCUGUACCUUGCCUUCCAAAACGUCAUGAAUUGGUUCCUCCUCAGCAACCUUUUCUUGACGUUUUUCUACAUUCUCUCGCUCGCGCUCUACUACAAGUCGAUCGAAUUGCUCCACGUCGUGCUUGGCACAUACUUUGUGCUCGUCGGGAGUCUCAUCGUCUUUGCCCUCGGCAACAAGCCCGGGCACCGCACGGCCAUCUACUACCGCGUGAGCUCGUACAUCAUGGGCACGAUCAUGCUCUGCGUCACGUGCAUCUCGCUCUACGCGCUCCUUGGAAACGUCCAGUUCGUCGACCCGCGCUCCGACUUGCCGUCGUGCAGCGUCAGCAACUACGAGCUCGAAGCCGGCGCGUUCUUCUCGCUCGGCAUCAUCUUUGUCUGCGCGUUCAUGCACGGCGAGUUUGGCAUCGUGCGCAGCACGGUCCAGUACUUUUUCAUGUUGCCCACCUUUGUCAAUGUGCUGGGGAUCUACGCGUACAGCAACCUCCACGACUUGAGCUGGGGCACGAAGGGCAUCGAGACGAGCGCUGGGCACAACGGCCUGCCCACGAGCAAGUUUGGCAGCGUCAAGGACAUGGUGGCCCUCCAUUUGAACGCGACCAGCACGACGGACGUGGUCUCGGAAGCCGACAAGCGCAAGGGCGUCGUCGCCGCCGAGCACGAGGACGUCGACAAUCGCUUCCGCGUCUUUCGGUCGCUGCUCUUGCUCACGUGGCUCCUCACGAACGGGUGCUGGCUCUACUACGCCACGAGCUUUAUCUCGUGCUCGUGUUACCUCAAGUACCUCAGCUACAUCGUCGCGGUCUUCAACACGUUCCGGUUCCUCGGCGGCCUCCUUUUCCUCUCGUUCCGCAUGGCGCGCGGCGCUCUCCAUUGUUGCCGCCAAGGCGUCAAGAAGACGCGCCCGCUCCGCUGCGGCAACCCGCAAGCGGGCGACGAUUGCUCGCCUGUCUAA
Messenger RNA from Saprolegnia parasitica CBS 223.65, 2414 nucleotides. RefSeq lists its product as hypothetical. Lineage: Eukaryota; Oomycota; Saprolegniomycetes; Saprolegniales; Saprolegniaceae. The coding region runs from base 30 to 2414 and encodes 794 amino acids. Gene Ontology annotation, molecular function: chitin synthase activity. Gene Ontology annotation, cellular component: cell septum; cell periphery. The record is from RefSeq and is a predicted model, not a curated record. The transcript has 5 exons.